UAGAUCAAUUUAGUAACAAGAGAUGGGUUUUUGGUAGAAAUGGGGAUGUUUCCCUUCUGCUCUGGACCCUCCUUUGGGGCCAGAGAGAAAGUCAACUUGAACCAAACCACGCCCCUCGGUUUUAUUCUGGCGAACUUAUCAGCGCCUUCAUGUCGAAAGUGCUGCUCAGACUGAGGAGAGAGCAGAGAAGAUAACCCCUCCACAGGCCACCCAUGCUGACAAAUACUCAAUCCAAAACGCCUUUUCACGUCUGUGGACAUUAAACUUUCGCAGCUGUGACAGGAUGGAUUUCUUGGACCGCGGCUACCUGGACACGCGGUCUCCUUAUGAUUAUACCUUUAAUUUCUGGAAUGACUACCUCGGUCUGUCGACACUUGUCGCCAAAAAUAAGAUCAACAGUCCUUCCUGUAACCCCAACUCCAUAACGGAGUCUCUAAAAGCGACUCUGGGUUUGGAGGACGACUCCCCGGUUUGCUCCUGCGUAAUUGGGCACGGCAGAGAUGGCGACGGACACUUGGAGUGCUGCUGCGCGACCGCUGGCUCCGCGCAGAUGUCCAUCUAUGAUCUCAAAGAGCGCAUCUCUUUUCUCAGGCCUUACCAGCAGCUUGCUGGUGAUUCGCAGCUGGUGGACAGAGACGCUCCGUCGUACGGCGGAAGCUUCGCCGGCCUCGACCUGCUCUCCUUGGAACGGAGGCGUAAACAAACUCAGAGGUGCAAACCGGAGCCGAAGGUCUGCGUCUUCUGUCGGAAUAACGGUGCGCCGGAGGAAGUUUACGGCACCCACAUCUUGAAGACAGCAGACGGCAGAGUCGUGUGCCCCAUCCUCCGGGCUUACACCUGCCCCCUCUGCAGUGCCAACGGAGACAACGCGCACACCAUCAAGUACUGCCCGCUUUCUAAAGAUCAGCAGAACCACAGAGUAAAGGGGGGCCGAGCCAUCGGCAAAAGGCUGAAAAUCUUCUAAAGGGCAACAUAAAUUAAGCUUGAAUUGCACUGUUUUAAAAUUCCUAGAGUGUAUGGCAGUAAUUUUGCCCCCAUUUGAUGCACAAGACAAGUCUGGAGAGAACGACUUGUAGAAAAUGUUUAUAAUGAUUUCUUUUUGUAUGUGUCACUGCUUCAUUAGUAAAUUUUGGUCGAUAUUGUAACUAUGAGCACAUAGUUUAUACUUGCAUUGUGCGCAAUACUUGUCCCCCUCCCACCCCUGGCAUUCUAUAAAGACUUGGUAAUGAAAUAGUAACCAAAGUACUGUACAGAUCGACCUGUGAAUGACCACCUUUAUGCUGUAAUCAGAAGUUGUCUCAAGCAUUGCAGUGCCAGUACAGACAGCUCCCGUGCAUGUCAGUGGGCUGCUCUGGAGUUUAUAAGUGAAUAUGCAGCACUCUUUAUAUGAGGUGAAUGUUUAGUCCCUUUUCUUUUUGUCCACUGGUCUAUUGAUGUAAGAUGUCAGACAGGCCAUGCAAGAUGCAAAUACUUAUUUAGAUCCAGCAAAUAUUUUCCUGAGAUAAAUGUUUUCUACCAAAGGAAUACGCUUUUUGUAUCGAAACUUAAACCUAAAGGAGAAAUUUCUGUAUUGUUUAUAUGUUGGAUGUCAUAUUAUUCUACGUGUGCUUUUAUGUGGUUAGCAUUUUACAAAUUUCAGCUGAAUGUACAACAGUGGAAGGUGGAUCAGUCCAUUGUGGUGCUGUUCCAGUCGCUCUAAACUUCUUCAUUUCUGUCUAAAAAUACUUUUUUUUUAAUGUGGAAAUGUGCACCUGCGAUUCUUUGUAUAUGUAUAAACAAAUAGAAAUGAAAAGCCUGACAUUCCAAAGUCUUUAAACUGUCAAUAGAAAUGUUUUAUGUACUUAUUUUUACCUUAUGUACCAAUGGGAAAUAUAUUUACUGUAAAUGAUGUCUAAAUAAACAUGUAAUUUGCAUUUUA
This is a messenger RNA of Melanotaenia boesemani (Boeseman's rainbowfish), 1918 nucleotides long. RefSeq names its product nanos homolog 1-like. The transcript has a single exon. The record is from RefSeq and is a predicted model, not a curated record. NCBI's taxonomy places the organism in Eukaryota, Metazoa, Chordata, Actinopteri, Atheriniformes, Melanotaeniidae. Gene Ontology annotation, molecular function: zinc ion binding; mRNA binding. Gene Ontology annotation, biological process: oogenesis; negative regulation of translation. The coding region runs from base 284 to 964 and encodes 226 amino acids. Gene Ontology annotation, cellular component: perinuclear region of cytoplasm.